Rhizophagus irregularis DAOM 181602=DAOM 197198 is the source of this 1329-nucleotide messenger RNA. RefSeq lists its product as uncharacterized. The record is from RefSeq and is a predicted model, not a curated record. NCBI's taxonomy places the organism in Eukaryota, Fungi, Glomeromycota, Glomeromycetes, Glomerales, Glomeraceae. Gene Ontology annotation, cellular component: endoplasmic reticulum. Gene Ontology annotation, molecular function: adenyl-nucleotide exchange factor activity.
UUAUCUUAAACAGUCAUGUUAACGAAAAUACUUACGAAAAAAUCAUUAUAUUUACUUUUUAUUUGUGUAUUUUUAAUUAUUUUCCUAUUCCUUUUUGUUUCUUCUUUAGAAACAAACAAUAAAAUAUGUAAGGGAAACGAAUGUUAUCCAAAAGAGUUUGUCGCAACAGAGGAAUUUCAAGAAGUACGUGAGGGACAAGAAAUACCUCCAGGUUUGCAUGUUAAAAUAGACUUUAGUACUGGAAAGAAAUACGCAAAAAUACUUGAUCCAAAUGAUCAUGAAUCUUCAGAAGUAAUAGUUAUUGAUGAAAAUGGGGAUCCAAUAAAUCAAGAAGAGAUUAAUCAUGAUAAUGAAUUAGACAAAGAUUCCGAUUUAAGAUUUCAUCAAGAUUCUAAAGUCGAUAAUUUUUCACUUCCAAUUAUUACAUCGAGACAUAAAGAAAAUCUUCGUAUUCCAAACUCAGAUCAUGCUCAAUUUGAAAUUUAUAUUUCACAAUUACAAAAUAAUUCGUCUAUACAAGGUUUAAUUUCGGCUUUAGAUGGAUUAGAAGAACUAGUUCAUGAAUUAGAUUUUGGAAUUAAAUUUGCCAAAGAUCAAGGUAUAAAAUCUAUACUUGAACUUUUAGAUCAUGAAUCUUCUCAAAUAAAGGAAAGAGCAGCAAUUGUUAUUGGGACCGCAAUGCAGAACAAUCCUAUAGCACAAGACGAUGUAAAACAUUUGAGAAUUGUAACUCGACUUUUAGAUAAUUUAUCAACCGAAACUGAUACAAAAGUAUCAAUUCGGCUUAUAUAUGCGUUAUCGAGUAUGGUGCGCGGAAACCAAAAUGCGAUUCAAUCCAUCAAGGAUAAUAAUGGAUUGCAACGGCUUUCAGAUUUAUACGAAAAUAAAUUAGAUAAUGAAUUUCGUGCAAAGUGUGCUUUAUUCGUAACGGAUUUUAUAGAUCCAAAUAUGAUAAAAGUAGGGCAAAAUACUGGCUUUUUUGAACAAGAUCAAAAUUAUGACGCAAUCGAUCAAAUUGCAGAUAUUAUAGGAGUAUGGUGUAAACAAUUUCAAGACACUUUAUUUGAUGAUAAAGGAAACUCGAAUGAAGUCGACUUUGAUUCAAAAGAAAAAAUACUCAAAGGAAUUUCAAUGAUAAAAAGUCAAUAUUCUAGUUCAUGUCCGCCACAAAAUGGAUUUAAUGAUUGGCUAAUUAAAGAAGGAAUUGAAUCAAAGGGAGAAGAUUAUUUAGAAGAUUAUUUUAAAUUAAUUAAUCAAGUUAGAAUUCAAUUUGGAUUUGAUUCAUCUUAAACAUUUUUUUUUUAAUCUUGCAUAUUACUUAAAUUUAUA